This is a messenger RNA of Prorocentrum cordatum, 1684 nucleotides long. The record is from the annotation of a GenBank genome assembly. NCBI's taxonomy places the organism in Eukaryota, Dinophyceae, Prorocentrales, Prorocentraceae.
GCCGCACGGUCAAGGUGCUCGUGGCCAAUGUGACUCGCUGGAGCGCGAGCUGGCGCGGCGCGCUGGCAGCGCAGGCCGUCGUGUGGUGCAUGCAGGAGGCCCGCAUUCCGAAGCUGGAGGCGGCGGCGGCGGCCGCUGCAGCGCGUGCCCGCGGGAUGCGGCUGCACCUGGGCCCAGAGCAGGAUGGCGAGCACCUCCUGGCUGCCGCACACGCGCCCGGCAGUUGUUCAGCCCGGGCCGAGGCCAUGUCGGGCCUCUCUGGCCGGCACCCGGGCCGCCUCCAGCACCUGGCACUUCACCUGGGAGGGAAUCGUGCCGUCCACCUCCUCAACGUCUAUGGGUACGCUGGAGGGCGGACCGACCGGGAGCGCAACGCCGACCUGAUCCUGGAGGGCCUCGAGUGGCUCCGGGGCCUAGGCGGGGCGCCCGCGCUGCUGGUAGGCGACCUGAAUUGCAACGUCGCCGAGUCGGGCCUGGAGGGCCUGCUGGGCAUGGCCGGGUGGCGGGACCUCCUGGCGGCGGCUGGCCCUACGUGCAUCCCCUCCGAUGGGGCCCCAUCGAGGCUGGACUACGUGCUGGCGAAUCCGGAGGCGUUGGGGCUCGUCGAGCGGGUCGGCAUCCAGUGGGACCUUGGGUUCGCCACCCACGCGGCCCUCUGGGUGGAGUUGCGCGCGUCGGCCCCGGAGCGAGCGCUCAUGAGGCGCCCCGUGCAGCGUCUCGACGGCGAUGCCAUUGAGGGCUGGGGGGCGCGGGAGGCCCGGGAGGCCGCCGCCACGGUGGUCGCUGGCUUCGGCACGCCCUUCCACGGCGCGCUGGGGCGGCACGACGUCGAGGCGGCAUGGCAGUCGCUCCGCUCGGCCAUGGCGGCAUGGUUGGCGAGUCGGAGCCCCAGCAGCUCCGCCCCGGUCGCGAUGUCCACGCUGAUGGCGCUGCGGCAGGCCGACGCCGACCAUGCGGUCUGGCGGGCGGCGCUGGCAGACCUGCGACCGGACGUGGAGCUCCCGGCCACCUUGCUGGAGCAUGCGGAGGCCGAAUGGCGUGCCGCCCAGGCGGCAGCGCGAUCCCAGCGCAGGCAGGAAUGGCGCCGCUGGGCCCAAGAGAGUUUGGCCAACGCGCAGGGCCGUCUCUAUCGAUGGAUCCGAGGCGGGUCGAUUCUCGAGGCAGAUUUGGUGCCCGACCCGGCGGCUGGCGCGGCGGCCGCAGCAGCCGGAAGCCGGAGCUGGCUCCUGGCGCUCCGUGGCGGCCCAGCGGCGCGCCUCCGCCACUUCGCAGGGCCGUGGCGCGCACUCUGGCAGCGGCAGUCGGCGCCGCCGCUGGGCGAGGAGUGGCUUCAGGCUUUGGAUGGCCUCCCAGCGUUCCCCGAGCGGGUGCCCUGGACGGCGGAGACGGUGUCCUCGCUGCUUCGCCGCAUGCCUCGGCGGAAGAAGCCGGGUCUAGACGGGUGGACCGUGAAGGAGCUUCGAUUGCUGCCUCCGGAGCUGCACGGGUGGAUCGCCGAGCUGUUCGAGGAGAUCGAGGCCUGCGGGAGCUGGCCUAGCGAGCUGGUGGAGCCGGAGGGCCUCCUGCUCCCGAAGCCCGGGGGUGGCGCAGACCCCAUGGACAGGCGCCCGAUAUGGCUCCUGCCCAUCUUGCACCGCCUGUGGGCGGCAGGCAGGGCCCGCCUGUUCGCUCGGUGGCGCCUGCG